Molecule: messenger RNA, 1409 nt
Organism: Tarenaya hassleriana
Lineage: Eukaryota; Viridiplantae; Streptophyta; Magnoliopsida; Brassicales; Cleomaceae
Product: myosin heavy chain, cardiac muscle isoform
Exons: 6
Coding region: 286-1269 (327 amino acids)
Source: RefSeq, a predicted model, not a curated record
UCCUCUCGGGAAAUGACGAACCCUAAAGUUCGAAUCUUUUUCUAACCCAUGAACAUGGUCUUCAUAUAGCCGUCCGAUUAAUGUUGCAGUCUCAGUGUAUGCCGUUGGAUCAUGUCGCUUUGUUUCUCUGCGACUUUCGUUCACGUGUUGAUCAUGAAGAGAUCUCCUUUCCAUCUUUGAAGUUUUGAAAUUGGUUUCGGCGCCUUAACCCGCCCAGAACAUCCAUCCUUGCACUGUUCAUACUGUCUGAGUGCAUCUGUUGGAUCGAGAAACUGAGUUCCCGAGAUGCCAUCUUCUGUCAGUCUCAGAGAAGAUGAUCCUCUGUUGAAGGAUUUGAACGAGAAGAAGCAGAAUUUCAGGAGAAAUGUCGUAUCUUUGGCUGCCGAGUUGAAAGAGGCGAGGACCCGUCUCGUGUCUCAGCAGAGUUCAUGUUCUCAAGAAGCCUUGUCCAGACAGAAAGCAGAGGCAAGAGCAAGGAAAAUGGAAGGUGAAAUCUGUGGACUGCAAAAAGAAUUGAACAAGAGGGAUGAGCAGAUCCGGGCAUCAGAAUUUGCUGCAGAGAAGUAUAUGAAGGAAUUGGAUGAUAUAAAGUCGCAGCUAGCAGCAACACAGGCAACGGCAGAGGCAAGUGCUGUGUCUGCUGAAUCGGCUCAGUCUCAGUGCUUGGUAUUAUUGAAAAAACUCGAUGAGAAAGAGGGUUCUCUGAAAGAGCACGAGGACCGUGUGACUAAGCUCGGGGAGCAGCUAGAGAUAUUACAAAGGGAGCUGAAAACUAGAGAAUCUUCUCAGAAGGAACUCAGAGACGAGGUUUUGAAAGUUGAACAUGAGAUUAUGCAGGCUUUAUCCAUGGUUGGAGUAAACAAGAACACUGAGCUGGGAAAAGUCGAAAGAAUCAAUAAACUUUUGUCGGCUAAAGAUGAUGAAAUAGCGAGACUGAGAGAUGAAUUAAAGAUUAUAUCAGCUCAUUGGAGGAUCAAGACAAAGGACUUGGAAGAUCAGGUGGAGAAUCAAAAGCGAAAUGACCAGGAGCUGAAGAAGAAGGUGCUGAAGUUGGAGUUUUGUCUUCGAGAAGCUCGUGCCCAAACACGAAAACUCCAAAAGAUGGGAGAACGGAGCGAUAUGGCGAUAAAAGAACUCAGGGAGCAAUUGGCUACAAGAAAACAGCAAGAUACCUUUCCUUUGGACAACCAAAACUUCUGGGACAAAUCAGGUUUCAAGAUUGUCGUUUCCAUGUCGAUGAUGAUGCUUGUUGUGUUUUCUAGGAGAUGAAUCAUCAAUGAAAUGCAGUACGCCAUGCCAAAUUUAAGACAGAAUUCUUAAUUAAGCUAAGUAGAUAGACUUCUUGAAGAUGUAGAAAGCUAGACGGUGAAGUAUCUUCCAGUCUAUAAAGGGAUCAAGAUUACCUCUUA